This is a messenger RNA of Neohortaea acidophila, 1178 nucleotides long. RefSeq lists its product as uncharacterized. Bases 57 to 1082 code for a protein of 341 amino acids. The record is from RefSeq and is a predicted model, not a curated record. Lineage: Eukaryota; Fungi; Ascomycota; Dothideomycetes; Mycosphaerellales; Teratosphaeriaceae. The transcript has a single exon.
UCCUCAUCUGUGCGCUUUCUAUCGUGGUCCAUUGAAGCGUCAUCUUGGAUACCGUCAUGGAUCAUGGCCACUUCAAUUGUCGAGACUACUACGUCUCUCCGCAUUUUGCCGCGCCGACCAUCGUCACAGAGACAACGACGCCGGCAGUCUACCGCCAUGAAUCUUUCGAUGAACUCGAACGCCGCUCUCGCUCGCCAGAAGCAGACAAACCCAAGUUUCCGCUCAUGAGACUGCCAUUGGAGUUACGGCAACACAUUCUAAGCUUCCUGCUGCCGCACACCCAGGAAUUCAAGGACUCCGGCCGACUUAGCGAACACGUUCGGAACUUCUCGGCCGUCAGGAACCGCGGAGCAAGAGGCAUGCCCGUCCCUACCGGAGACACGACUCAAGCAACAGCCAGCAAUGUCGUUUGGCAACGGGGCAACAUUAACGUCAUGUCCGUCUGCAAGCAGCUUCACGACGAAUGUGCCGAGCUUGUGUACGGACGCAACACUUUUCUCCUAUUCAUAACCUACCGAGGCAUCCAAUGGCGCUACCGCUGGCUCCUGCCGAGCGGUCUCGCCCCGUACAAAAGCUACACUUUCCUGGAGAUUCUGCCACAGCAGUACAUGCGACUGAUCAAGCGGGUGGUGGUGUACGUCGAUCACGUGGAUAGCUACAUGGGGAUGAUCAAGUUCAACGUCGGGGGCAAAGGGCUCAUCCACGGACUCAAGAGACAAGUGCAGCGGCUUGCAAUUGCGCUUGGAGCCGGCCAGCAAGACUCAGGCGAUGAAACGGAUGCUGACCGGCGCCUCGCGAAGAUCAGUAUUGUGCUCGAGAGCUCGCAGCCCCAGCGUGGUAGAGGUACUACGGAUUCAUCGAAAGACUUGCAGGACAUCUUGGAGCCUUUCAGCUACUUGAGAGGCGUUCGCCAUGCUACUGUCGGAGGAGCUGUGAGUCCUCAAUUCGCUGAGGAGCUCAUUCGGACGAUGAAGAGCACGGAGCCUUGUGCUACGAUGGUCAAGUCUCUGUUGGACGAGGGCAUGUCGACUUCGAAUGAAGCCGGUGGUGUGCAGCUCUGUGUGUACGGAAACGACAUCUAGCAGCGUGAUGCAUUAACGGUCUGGUCCUGGGACUGGGAUUCAGCUGUUUUAACUAGGUAAACACUGCAGCAGCCUUCUCGCUCAUUAAAAUACAAG